AUGGAGGAUCAGAGCCGGAUGAUACAGUCUCUGAGCGGCGUGAGUCUGACCGGACACUCGGUGCAGGGAGCCGUCGGACUGCCUCUGCCCCACAUCCACGACUGUACCGACGGGGACGGAAGGAACCAAGACAUCGGGAGUAUUCUGCAUCAGAUCAUGACCAUCACUGACCAGAGUCUGGAUGAAGCGCAGGCAAAGAAACAUGGAUUGAACUGCCACCGGAUGAAGCCUGCACUCUUCAGCGUCCUCUGUGAAAUCAAAGAGAAAACAGGUCUGAGUAUCCGUGGAGCCCAGGAAAUCGAGUCUCCAGAUGCCCAGCUGAUGAGGCUGGAUAACAUGCUGCUGGCAGAGGGGGUGGCUGGACCAGAGAAGGGGGGUGGAGCAGCAGUGGCUGCAGCCACAGCAGCUGCAGCGGGCGGUGUAACUGAUAACUCCAUCGAACACUCCGACUACAGAACCAAGCUGACACAGAUCAGACAGAUAUAUCACACAGAGCUGGAGAAAUAUGAACAGGCCUGCAAUGAGUUCACCACCCACGUCAUGAACCUGCUGAGAGAGCAGUCACGGACGCGACCCAUCUCACCCAAAGAGAUUGAGCGCAUGGUGAACAUCAUUCACAGCAAGUUCAGCUCCAUCCAAAUGCAGCUGAAGCAGAGCACCUGUGAGGCCGUCAUGAUCCUGCGCUCCAGGUUCCUGGAUGCUAGGCGGAAAAGACGGAACUUCAGCAAGCAGGCCACAGAAAUCCUGAAUGAAUAUUUUUAUUCACACCUGAGCAACCCGUACCCCAGCGAGGAGGCCAAAGAGGAGCUGGCUAAAAAGUGCAGUAUCAAUGUUUCCCAGGUUUCUAACUGGUUUGGGAACAAGAGAAUCCGGUACAAGAAGAACAUCGGCAAGUUCCAGGAGGAGGCCAAUUUGUAUGCAGCAAAGACAGCAGUGACGGCAUCCCAGGCAGUAGCUGCUGUCCACAACAGUCAGGAUGACUCUCCUACCACACCCAACUCAGCAGGUUCUCCUGGUUCUUUUAACCUCCCAAACUCAGGGGACAUGUUCAUGAGCAUGCAGAGUGUUAAUGGGGCCUCUUACCUGGGGGCUCAGGUUGGAGCCAAUGUGCAGUCCCAGGGGGAUUCCACACACCAUGUUAUCAGUCAGACAGGAUUCAGUGAUGGCCCCCGACAUCCACUGUACAGUUCACAUGGCCUCAACGUUAAUGGGAGCUGGCAGGAUGCCUCCAGACCUCCUUCAGUGACCUCCCCUAACGAGGGGCCGGCCAGCGCACACUCAAAUACAGAUACCUCAAACUGA
This is a messenger RNA of Scomber scombrus (Atlantic mackerel), 1302 nucleotides long. Its product is annotated as pre-B-cell leukemia transcription factor 3-like. Gene Ontology annotation, cellular component: nucleus. Gene Ontology annotation, molecular function: RNA polymerase II cis-regulatory region sequence-specific DNA binding; DNA-binding transcription factor activity, RNA polymerase II-specific. Gene Ontology annotation, biological process: neuron development; regulation of transcription by RNA polymerase II; animal organ morphogenesis. The transcript has 10 exons. NCBI's taxonomy places the organism in Eukaryota, Metazoa, Chordata, Actinopteri, Scombriformes, Scombridae. Bases 1 to 1302 code for a protein of 433 amino acids. The record is from RefSeq and is a predicted model, not a curated record.